Messenger RNA from Bicyclus anynana (squinting bush brown), 5106 nucleotides. It is a transcript of the gene Snx17, whose product is annotated as sorting nexin-17. Gene Ontology annotation, molecular function: phosphatidylinositol binding. The transcript is spliced from 8 exons. The coding region runs from base 156 to 1586 and encodes 476 amino acids. Lineage: Eukaryota; Metazoa; Arthropoda; Insecta; Lepidoptera; Nymphalidae. Gene Ontology annotation, cellular component: early endosome. Gene Ontology annotation, biological process: intracellular protein transport. The record is from RefSeq and is a predicted model, not a curated record.
ACAGUUAUUGAAAAGUGGGCGAAUGAAUUGUGUUUUGCUUUGGUUUGGUUUGGUUCAAAGAUUGAGGAAAUAGCUCAUAAAAAUAAAUUAAUUGUUAAAACAAACAUUCUUAAACAGAGAAGUUAUGUCAUUUAACUCUUGUGUACACUGUGAAAAUGCAUUUUUCUAUUCCUGAUUUACAACAGUUUCGUGAUGAUAAUGGGAUCACAUAUACGGGCUUCAACAUAUAUAUUGAUGGAUUUUUUCACUGUACGGCUCGAUACAAGCAGCUCCUCAGCCUCCAUGAGCAAUUGCAGUCACAAUACCCACAUUGCAAGUUACCAUCAUUUCCUCCCAAGAAACUAUUUUUAACUAAUUCUCAGCUAGAUGAGAGAAGGAUUAUGCUAGAAAAAUAUGUUCAAUCAGUUGGACAAAAUCCUGUGUAUGCAAAUUCUGGUAUACUAAUUACAUUCCUUUUUUCUGCUCAACAAGAAACACAUUCAGUGAGAGUACAUGUGGUGGAUAUAGAAAUAUCUCUAAUGAAUGGAUACAGAAUACCACUGUCUGUGUCAUCCACUGAUUCUUCCAGUACAGUUUUAGAUAUAGCUUGUAAUUAUGUGAAUUUAUCAAAAGACUUUACAAAAUAUUUCUCCUUAUAUCUUUUUAAUUGGAGUUGUGCUAAGGAUGGUCAACCAAGUAUGAAGAAACUCGAGGAUUAUGAAUCUCCAUAUAUUUCUCAGAAAUAUGUAAGGCCUGAAGACAAGAUUGUAUUAAGAAAAAGCUACUGGGAUCCAUGUUAUGAUAUGGAUCUAAUGAUAGACAGAGUUUCGUUAGAUUUAUUAUAUCUACAGCUCAUAGAGGAAUUAGAUUUGAAUUGGAUGUCAGCAGACUCUGAGACUAAAAAGAUUCUAUCAGCAUAUGAAGCCAAGAAACAAAAAAGAGAGUAUAUAGAGCUAGCGCGAACGCUACGAAACUACAGCAGCAUACCGGCCGGCGAAGCGUUAACAGAUGCAGUGAACGUCGGUGAGCCCAAUGGUUCUACGAUACGUGUGAGGGUCUCACUGGGCUCCAAGGAGCUGACAUUGACCAGUGUCUCAAACCCGAGUCACGAGCAACCAUACAAAGUUACCAGGAUGAGGUGUUGGCGGAUAACAACGCUACACAAUGUGGAUAGAUCACAAUCAAAUGGAGACAAUUCACUUUUGGACGAGCCCAGUAAAAACUUCGAGCUUUCGUUUGAGUAUCUACUCAGCAAAGACAACUUGGUGUGGGUCACGCUGCGGACGGAACACGCUAUCUUCAUUAGCGUUUGCUUACAGUCAAUAGUUGACGAGUUGAUGCGUCAGAAGAACGGAGAGGGGCCGAUGUCGCCGCGGUGCAAGCGCGCCAACCUCGCUUACCUGCGAAGAGACGGCUCCACACAUCUGAUCACUCCGUCCUCCUCCAGCGACACUCUUAGCUCUGUGAAUGGUGAUUCAUCCAGCAGUUCCAGAGAAAUAUUCUCGGUUCAGAAACUUACUGAAAAGUUCGCGUCUGUUGCAUUCAAAACGGGAAAGGAUUGCGUGGAAAACAACGCUUUCGAAGCCAUCGGCGAUGAAGAACUGUGAAUGCUCUACAAUAAAGGGAAUGCCCAUCCCCGGCCCAGGCCUACCCUAAAACCAUCCAUCAAUUUACUUAUAUCUAAAAAUUUUGAUAAUUCUACUUCAAUAAUGAAGUCAUUACUUCAAAAAAAGUUUGCUACAAUAUUUUACGUCAUUUUAAUUCAUCUUUUAUUUUGUCCCCACCGGAAAAUCAAAGAUCGUUGAACAUACAGCCUGAGUUUUACGAUAUUUAAUGAAGAUCUAUGAUUUGUUUGUUUUCUUGUUUGUUAGGUUAGUUGUUAACAGAGAAAAAAAUAAUACAGCUUCAAAUGUUAUGGCGCUGCUUUGGUACAUCGGCAAACUUUCAAGAUGAGUGAUAAAAAAAGGGAUUUUUUCAUUAAGAAACAUACAUUUAGCCAAUUAUUUAACUAGAUCCUUAUUUAAACAUCAUAUUAUCAUCACCAUAUACAUGGGUAUACCUGGGUUCCCAGGGCCGAUGUUGUAUUGGCCGAUUGGCAUUCCCCUUUAUAUAGUUAGUGGCAUACAUUACUGGGACAAAAAAUAAUCAAAUUAGUUACCGGUCAGCUUAUUUCCGUCGAGGCGAAAAGUUGUUUUUGGUGAAAAAUGAAACAUUUAUAAUAAUGUUGGUCUAUUAUUUACCAAUUAGCUGACCCAGUGUUUUAUUAUAUUCAGGUUUUCCCCAAAGAAAGGAGGUUACUUGGUGAAUGUUGCCAAUAAUGUUACUAAUAUAAAAUUUAUAUUUACUCUCUUUUUUACUCGAAUAUGUACAUUGUGCAUAGUAUGAUUGUGUAUGGAUUAUUACAUUUAAAUAAUAUAUAAUAUUUGUUUUUAUGAAUUUAUAAAAAAAGACUUAUGCCUAUGAUUGUUUAUUUAAAAUGUUUCAUAAGUAUAUUUUUAUUUUGGAAUUUUACUUGCCAUAAAAUCAUAAUCAAAACUGUAUACUUAUUUUAUACUAAGUUAAAAUUAAAAGAAUUGUAUAGAUAUUAUUAAUACAGUAUUGAGACAUUAAAUAUCUCUAAGAAAUACUUACCAAUAUGUAAAUAUUUGUAUUACAUAGAAGACUUAUUUACUUUAGGCCAAAUUAGGUUAAGGGAAUAAAUAGAUCAAAUUCAUUAUGUUUUCUGUAAGUGAAAUGUUUUACUGUUUCAAAAAGGAUUGAUUUAUUAUAUUUUCCAUUAUUUACAGAAUUCUGUCAUUAGGUUAAAACCGUGCACUAGAUGACAUCACAAUACUUUAGAAUCACUGCAUUAGAUCAAAAUAAUUUUACUUUUAAAUGAUCAAUAUCUUACUUUCUUUAUUUGAAAUUUAAAUUACCUUGUAUCUGUACCGCAAUAGUAGGCCUAAGAUUACAUCAUAACAUAUCUGAGGAGGAAAGAAUGACAGGUGUCGACCAAUAACGCGCAAUGGGAAAUAUCCUCUUUUAUUGCAUUGGGACGAAAGAGAGAGCAUUAUUUCAACUCUGUCACUAUUUGUCGACUUAAUUGAUCUUUUUCUCUUCACGAUGUAUGUUGUUGAUGCUUGCUAGGCUUACAGAUACAAGGUAAUUUAGAUAUCAUUCAUUUUCAAGCACUUACAUAUUGUGCUUCUGUAUGGUCUAUGAAUGGACGUAGUAUAUAAUUUUUUAACACAUAACAGUAUAACGUUUUCUUUUGCUUCACAGACAUUUACGUGUGUAAUUGUGUUGAGGUGCCAGGUAAAAAUAAAUUGAAUAAAUAGGUAAACAUGGAAUUAAAAAUAAAAGGUGAAUCAAUUUAAUCAUUGGUAAGGUCCAUUUCGGACCGGGGCAAAAUACCAAGUGUAUAUAAUUUUUAAUUCAAAUAAUUACAGGGAUAUGUCAAGAUAAAAUUAGUGAAUAAAUUGAGCUAAAGUAUAAAAGAUCCAAGUUUUAAGAUCCUCUGUAAAAGUCCCAUUAAAAUUGGUUUGGCCAUUCCAGAGAUUAACCCGGACAAACAGAGAGACAGAAAACUUGAUUAUGUAUUAGUAUAGUGUAAAUAGCUAUUAAGCACUUGUAUUUUGAAAUCACAGACAGUCAGUUUAAUUUUAUUUAUGUGUAUUGAUAAUAUAAUUUCCCUCUCAAAAUAGGUAUUUUUUGUUAUUGGGUUUCUUAUAAGUACUCUUUCUAUAAAUAAAAUUUCAGGCUUUGGAAUGGAAACUAAAGAAUUUCCACGAAUGGCAAAGAAUACUUUGUCUAUUUUGAAUUGUUUUACGUGAUUGUACAAUAACAUAAAAUUGAAAAUUUUGAAAAACUCCCCUAGGUCAUGAAAUUUUUAAUUACACUCUCGAUCAAGUCAUCAAUAUUUUCUUUUAGUGCUCUUUCAUUUGAGACCCUCACUCAAGUAUAUAUGCAGACAGUUACAGUUAUUCUACCCCACUUUCAUAUCCCACAACUUUUAAACGGCUCAACCGAUUUUCAUCAAACAUGUCUAAGAACAUUCGCACAUAAGUCACCUUUUAUACAAAAAAAAAUUUAAAUUGCUUCAUCUGUUCGGGAGCUAUGGUGCCACAGACAAACACAACAAACUAAUAACACCCCUCUUUCUGUGUCGAGGUUAAAAAAAGGAGUUUGUGAUCAACAGAUUAUUUCAUCAGAGUAUGUCAUGUAUUGUUAGGACCUGAGUGUCUUCCUUCAUUACUUCUGAACAACUGAACUGAUUUGGACGUAUAACAUAUCAAUAGAAUUCUUAUAUCAUUCCGAGUUAGUCUUUAUUUAUAGCAGUCAUGUUGUUGUCUCUCUAAUUUAGAUCAAUUUAUCUUUUACAUUGUGAAAAUGUAACCAGUUAUGGAAAACAAUCAACAAUUUUAUAUUAUUUUUAAGAAUCUAUUUAAUUUCAGGGACCAUUUUAUGUAUAUUAAGUUCUAUUCUAAUCAAGCUAACUCUAACUUAACUCAUCCAAAAUAUGGACCUGACUAAUACCUACAAGUUGAUACUAAAUGAUCUUUGUUUGACAAACAUUAUAAAUAACAAUCAAUGCAGAUAAUUAUCUAAUUAUUAUCAGUGGCUUACAUAAGGGUGUCUCUCUUUUCUCAACUCAACUCUUAGGGUAUGCAGUACUUUAAUGCAUGUAUGAAGUGCUCACCACUGAAUUAUCUCUGCUGAUUUAACAAUCAAUGGAGAUAAUUAUUUAAUUAUCUCUGCUGAUUCUAUAAACUUGUCAGUGGGCUGUUUUAUCAUGUUUUCUUUAGUAUUGGGAUGACACACCUACAACUACAAGUAACAAUAAAAGCUGCUCUCUUGUAGUUGUAUUUGCCUCUUAAGUGGGAGUUUCCACAUAAAUGUUUCUCAGCUUGAGACUGUUUACACAAUCAAGAAAAAGCAGCAAUGCAAGAUUUUCUUUUAAUUAAACAAGCUUUCUAGUCAAAUAUGUCAACAAUCCAGAUUUGUCGACGAUUUAGAUCAUUCCUAAUUAUCAGGUCAUAUUUUAGAUUGAGUUGAAUAUAUGUAUUAAAAUCUGCCACUUUGGCCAUAAAUUGUAUGCCAUAAUUUUAUUUACAUUUAUUCUUCUUAUUAAAUGAUUUUACAAUCUGA